Molecule: messenger RNA, 2711 nt
Organism: Oncorhynchus gorbuscha (pink salmon)
Lineage: Eukaryota; Metazoa; Chordata; Actinopteri; Salmoniformes; Salmonidae
Product: methyltransferase-like protein 7A
Exons: 2
Coding region: 78-806 (242 amino acids)
Molecular function (GO): S-adenosylmethionine-dependent methyltransferase activity
Source: RefSeq, a predicted model, not a curated record
UACACAGAAGAAGACGAAGAGCUUGAAACGAAACAUUCUUUCGACUGUAUCAACUUCUGCAGCUCAACAUACGCAAAAUGACUUGUUUUAUGAAUUUCUUUACGUUUAUUUUCAAGGUAGUAACGUUGCCACUACAAUUAAUGGAAGUGGUUGGCAUAUAUGGCAUCUACAAGCGUUUCUUUCCAUUUCUAAUUUACAAGAUAUCUUUCACCUACAACAAGAAAAUGAACGACAAAAAGAAGGAUCUUUUCAGCAAUCUCUCAGAGUUCACCAAAGGCAAUGGCCCGCUUCGCAUUUUGGAGAUCGGUUGCGGAAGCGGGGCUAACUUUGAAUUCUACCCGUCUGGUUGCAAGGUGGUUUGCACCGACCCCAAUCCUCACUUCGAGAAGUAUCUACAAAAAAGUCUGGCUGUCAAUGAUCACCUAACAUUUGAAAGAUUUGUGGUCGCUUCCGGAGAGGACAUGGGGGCAGUGAAAGAUGACUCUGUGGACGUUGUCGUCAGCACGCUGGUGCUGUGUUCUGUCAACAACAUACCGCGAACAUUGCAGGAGGCGCAUCGCAUAUUGAGGCCUGGUGGUGCUCUGUACUUUUUAGAGCAUGUAGUGGCAGACCCAUCCUCUUGGACAUACUUCUUCCAGCACGUCCUCCAGCCGAUAUGGUACUACUUUGGGGAUGGAUGUGAAGUAGUCAGGGCGACAUGGAAACAUCUGGAGACUGCUGGGUUCUCUGAGCUCAAACUGAGGCACAUCGAGGCACCACUCAACUUCAUGAUCAAACCACAUAUUAUAGGCUAUGCUGUCAAGUAAAGUUUGACAAAAAAAAAUCAAAAAAGCACUUGCACAUCUGAGUUAUCUCGUUGCAAGUGUGUGGGGAAUAAUGUGAUGACGGUUUAAAGAAAAAAUAAACCCGCACAGUGCUCUUGCUUGUAUCACUUGUUCCUAUGCAGGCUUUAAUAUAAUACGUCAUAAGCAAGAGUGCGGGUUUCUCUUUUCUUUACAGUAAAGUUUGAUACAAAUCUCUGGUCUUAGGCCUAUCCCAGCAACUGUUUAAAAAUAAUUGUUGACACUUAUGUAUUCAGUGUAAUUUUAUAACCCAUAUUUUACCAGGUAAGUUGACUCAGAACACGUUAUUAUUUAACUUGGGGAAUAGCUAUUGGGGAUGAAUGAGCCAAUUGGAAGCUAGGUAUGAUUAGAUGGCCAUGACAGUCAGAUUGGGAAUUUAGCCAGGACACUGGGGUUAACAUCACUGCUCUUACAAUAAGUGCCAUGGGAUUCAGGACACCUGUUUAACGUCCCAUCCAAAAGACUGCACCCUACACAGGGCAAUAUCCGUAAUCGCUGCCCUGGGAUACUUUUAUUGACCAGAGGAUAGAGUGCCUCCUACUGGCCCUCCAACACAACUUCCAGCAGCAACUGGUCUCCCAUCCAGGGAAUGACCAGUCCAACCCUGCUUAGCUUCAGAGGAAAGCCAGCAGCAUACCACUGUGUUAUAUUGGUUUUGGGCACUUUUCUUAAAAAGAGUUAUUCAAAAAAAGUACUUAAAAUGGCAUAUACAGGGAGUGUAUAUUAAUCUGAAGAGAUCACCUCUGUGUAACCAAAUGGGGCAACACGCUGUUUUUUCUUUAGGGAGAGUGGAGGCUCAGAAUGCUAGGAGAAGAGGACCGCUGUCAUCUAGUGGAUAUAAACUCUAACCAAUAGGCCACCACCUGAUCAGAUAAACUCUGGGUCUGAGACCUGUUCCAUCGGGAUAAUCUCAAUUGGAUACUCAAGUCCUCCUCUCUACCUUCUCAAAAUCCAUUGGAUGAGAAAGCUAGAUGUCCCGCCACUCAAACAUUCUCCUCCAACAGGUUAUGAGGAGAGGGAGAAAGGAUGUGAGGAGUAUGCAAUUCUCCCAUAGUUUAGUUUGGCAUUUCCUCAAUUUCUCCUGGCAUUGCAGUGCUUUCAUAAAGUAUUCAUGCCCCUUGACUUUUUCCACAUUUUGUUGUGUUACAGUCUGAAUUUAAAAUGGAUUAACUUGAGAUUUUGUGCCACUGGCCUACACAUAAUACCCCAUAAUGUCAAAGUGGAAUUGUUUUUUGAAAUUUGUUCACAUGAAUUAAAAAUUAAAAGCUGAAAUAUCUUGAGUCAAUAAGUAGAAUAUAAAAGCAGACACUGAAUAUCCCUUUGAGCGUGGUGGAGUUAUGAAUAACACAGUUUCAUUUAAUUUGUCAUUUCUCCCAAUUGGUAAUUAAUAUCUCAUCACUGCAUCUCAAUUACGGACUCAGGAUAGGAAAAGGUCAAGAGCUGAAACACAACCAAACCAAGCCGCACUGCCCACUUAACCUGGAAACUAGCCACACCAUUGUGUCAGAGGGAAACACUGUACACCGUGUCAGCAUGCAUGCACCCAGCAUGCCACAGGAGUCACUAGAGCGUAGUGGGACAAGGACAUCCCUACCAGCCAAACUCUUCCCUAACCCGAACGACGCUGGGCCGAUUGCGCGCCACCCCAUGGGUCUCCCGGUCGCAGCCGGCUGCAACAGAGCCGGCUGCUUUAGACCACCACGCCACUCAGGAGGCCCAUCAAUCACCCUUUGAUGGUGUAUUAAUACGCCCAGUCACUACAAAGAUACAGCGUUUUUCCUAACUCCGUUGCCAGAGAGGAAGGAAACCACUCAGGGAUUUCACCAUGAGGCCAACAGUGACUUUAAAACAGUUAAGAGUUUUAUGGCU